Messenger RNA from Carassius carassius (crucian carp), 2259 nucleotides. RefSeq names its product ST3 beta-galactoside alpha-2,3-sialyltransferase 8 (gene st3gal8). Bases 569 to 1540 code for a protein of 323 amino acids. Lineage: Eukaryota; Metazoa; Chordata; Actinopteri; Cypriniformes; Cyprinidae. The record is from RefSeq and is a predicted model, not a curated record. The transcript has 7 exons. Gene Ontology annotation, molecular function: beta-galactoside (CMP) alpha-2,3-sialyltransferase activity.
CACACACACACACACACACACUCACAGUGCGAGUAGACGCAGGACGUAAAGCUUGACAUCAUUUCUCCUCAGAGCACCACGGAGUACUGUGUGUUAGUCACCCUCACUCAAGCUGAGAACAAGGUGGGAAUGAGGAGCUUUGGCUGCAGUGGAUACUACGUUAGGAUGAAUGCGGAAGGAAAUAUGAGGAUAGACGUUUACAGCUGUACAGACAGGAAGUGAAGCUGCUUUGCCUUCGACUCAUUUCCUUCACUGAACUGAACACUUAGAAACAGCAUGUCUGUCUUUUUUUAGCAUGUUCCACUGUGAGGACUUGUGCUUGGGCUUUGAAAAAUCAUGACAGGAUGGACAGAUAGAACAAGGCCAUAAUGAACAAUCGUGGAUUGAUAAUCCUGUCAUUUUCCACCUCAGAGGCCAUUUUGUUUUGUAAAGCAACUCAUCAUAGACCAUAAAACCCACAAUCCAUUUGGCAGGAACGAGCCAAGGCAGAAGUCAAUUCCUGUUGCUGUGGUGGUUCCUUUAAAUCUUUUCUCUGGAAAUUCACCCAGAGGUUUAGUCUGUCUUAACCAUGAUAUUGAGAAGAAAACUGUACUUAGGCGCUUUGCUAGGUGCUAUUUUGUUUUUAAUGAUAGCUGCUCACACCAUUCAGAAGGCCAGUGUUGUGCCCAACAUAGAUUUAUCCACUCAUCAUCACGAUUUCAAGAACUGUAGCUGUCCAUCUUGUAUAGCAGACAAGGGUGUGUCAGGGUGGUUCGACCAACGCUAUGAUCAUAAACAGCAACCUUACCUCACCGGCAGGGACGAUGACAUAGAUCCACUUUCUCUGAAGUGGUGGCUGUCUUUGCAGGCAUCUAAUGGAGUGAUAAAGGGUGUCACCCAGAAGAUGUUUGAGAUCAUUCCCCCUCCACAUAAGAACGAAAUGCCACAGCAGGACCAGUGCCGGAAGUGUGCGGUUGUUGGAAACUCGGGGAAUCUGUUGAAGUCCAAAUAUGGAGCCUUGAUAGAUUCCCACCCAGUUGUUAUUAGAAUGAAUAGGGCAGUAACUGUGGGUUUUGAAGAGGAUGUUGGUAACCGAACCACCCACCACUUCAUGUACCCAGAGAGUGCGAUCGAUCUGAGACCUGGUGUCCACCUCGUCCUUCUUCCCUUCAAACUGAAAGACAUUCAGUGGUUGUCCAGCGCCCUUUCCACAGGAGAGAUCAUAAUGACGUACGUGAGAGUGAAAAGUCGUGUAAAAGCUGACAAAGACAAGGUGAUGGUUGUAAAUCCAGCCUUCUUUAAAUACACACAUGACAAAUGGACAGAGCGUCAUGGAAGGUACCCGUCCACCGGGAUAGUAGCCAUUAUAUUUGCUCUGCAUCAAUGUGAUGAGGUGUCAGUGUUUGGAUAUGGGGCAGACAAGCAAGGAAGCUGGCACCACUACUGGGAGUACAACAAAUAUGCUGCCGCCUUUCGAAAGACAGGUGUCCACAAUGCAGAUUUCGAGACUUUGAUUAUUCAGAGGCUCCACAAAGAGGGCAAAAUCAAACUGUACAUGUGAGCCUGUAAUUGUGGCCUUCAUUGACUCCGUACUGCUCAAAGCCAGAACGUGCAGAACGAGCUGCAUGGAAGCCAAAGAGACGCAGAUCUGUGAUCCACCCUAACAUUAAUUGACCACUGUGAACUGCACUGAACCAAACCCACAGACAUCAAGCUGUAGUCCUAAAACCAAAUUAACUUCUCCUGUUCUUUCAUUUGCCUUGUGCCUGAAGAAAAGAUGGAUGUUUGCCUUCCUUCCAGGCACUGAAACUUCGAAGAUGACAAACAGUAAGCAAAACAGCUUGAUGUGGUCCUCCUCAUAUACUUCUUUCUUACUGCAGCUGUUCUGACUAACCUCACAGUUUCUGUACUGCAAAUGUGCAAAAUUAGUUUCAUGUACAGUCAACAAAGUUGUCCGCACUACAAGAAAGAUGUUGAUCAUAAGCAGUUUUCAGGGCAACAUGAAGCAGAAUUCACAACCCAGCAACAGAAUAUUAGAUGAGAGGGGGCGGGGCUUGACUUGAUCUAUCUGUAAUUGAUUGGAUAAUAAAGGUGGCCGUUAAUUACCAGAUUGGACCAUCUGAUGUAUGGUUGGAGAGUUUCAUGUCAGCAGAAAAGAAAAUGCAUUUCGGAGGUCCAGCAAGUUGUUAAAUUUGGAUGAAAGCUUAUGAAAACAGUUUUCUUUGAAAUAGCAUUUAAUGAUAAAUCAUGCAAAAUGAGACCAUUAUUAAAAGUAUAGUU